This is a messenger RNA of Cariama cristata (Red-legged seriema), 966 nucleotides long. It is a transcript of the gene CA12, whose product is annotated as carbonic anhydrase XII. Gene Ontology annotation, molecular function: zinc ion binding; carbonate dehydratase activity. The transcript has 9 exons. Bases 1 to 966 code for a protein of 321 amino acids. The record is from RefSeq and is a predicted model, not a curated record. Lineage: Eukaryota; Metazoa; Chordata; Aves; Cariamiformes; Cariamidae. Gene Ontology annotation, cellular component: plasma membrane.
AUGUCAGCCAAGAGCUUCAGUAUAGCAGUCACUACUGUGCUUAUUUUCUUCCUAAAGAUACCACUCUCAAUGCAAGCGCCGUUGAAUGGGUCAAAAUGGUCCUACAUUGGUCCUGACGGAGAGAAGGCCUGGCCGAAGAAAUACCCAUUUUGUGGAGGAGUAUUGCAAUCACCAAUAGAUUUCCACAAAGAUAUUCUCCAGUAUGAUUCUAAUCUCUUGCCUUUAGAAUUCAUAGGCUAUAAUGUGCCCUCCACUGACCAGUUUACAUUGACCAAUAAUGGUCAUUCAGUGAAAAUGCAUCUGACGCCUACAAUGUACAUCAGAAACCUCCCAUUUGAAUACACUGCAUCUCAACUUCACCUACACUGGGGAAACAGAAACAAGUCAGAAGGCUCAGAGCACACAGUCAGUGGGAAGCAUUUUGCAGCAGAGCUGCACAUUGUACAUUAUAACUCUGAGAAAUAUCCAGAUAUAACAGCAGCAAUGGACAAAGCGGAUGGACUGGCGGUUUUGGCUAUUCUUCUUGAGAUUGGACCCUUCAACCCAUCCUAUGAAAAGAUCUUCAGGCACUUCCGGAAUGUGAAAUACAAGGAUCAGACAGUCCAAGUCCCUGGUUUCAAUAUUCGAGAACUGCUUCCUGACAGACUGGAUGAGUAUUAUCGCUAUGAAGGAUCCCUGACAACUCCUCCUUGCUACCCUAGUGUUCUCUGGACAGUUUUCCGACAGCCCGUUAAAAUUUCACAAGAGCAGUUACUGGCACUGGAAACAGCCAUGUACUGCACAGAGAGUGAUGACCCAGAACCCCUGGAAAUGGUUGAUAACUUCCGAAACGUUCAGGAAUUUCAUGAAAGACUGGUUUUUAUCUCCUUCCGUGAAGGUUUUGUUGCUUCUGUUGUGAUAGCCUGCAUUCUGGGAGUUCUCAUCAUUCUUGCAGUAGCCUUCUGGCUACUGAAGAGGAAAAGGUAA